AACUAUAAAACAAAUUGACUACUUCGAUACCAGACUCUGACUUGGGUAAUUACAGCGACGAUUAAUGUUAGAGACACGAGUUCAAAAGUGAGUCACAGCAAUAAAACCAAAGAACCAAACAAACUAUAAACCUAAAAUUAUUUUAAGCACGCGCUGCAAUGAGAGCAAAACGGUGGCUAUAAACAAGAUGGCCGCUGAGCACGCCACUUCGUUUAUAAGUCACAAUUUGUUUAUUUACAUUGCUAUCUCUCUCUUGCUGCCGAUGGCAGACGAGGGUGCUGCGAAAGUUUACGAGGAUAUUCGAAACUUCCCGAAGGAUGAGAAACGGUUGACAAGAGAAUAUCACUUGAGGCAGGGUGCCUUAAGGGGGUUGAUAGUAAAACCUGGUAAACAGUAUGAUUUGCAGCCAGUGGAAAUGUUCCUAGGUAUCCCAUAUGCCGCGGCUCCAGUUGGACAUUUACGAUUUAUGCCACCAGUCAGUGCUCCUCCCUGGUCUGGUGUGAAGAUGGCGACACGCUUCGCACCAGUCUGUCCUCAAUCUCUGCCCGUUAUCAAGAAGGGUAACCCACCGUCCUUGGGAAGACAGCACUACCUGAACAGACUGAAGCCUUUCCUCGCUCAAGAGUCGGAGGACUGCUUGUAUUUAAAUAUCUACGUACCUUACAGAGAACAUAAGUCCAAGAAAUUUCCAGUACUGGUGUUCAUACAUGGUGACUCGUUUGAGUGGAGCUCGGGCAACUCAUACGAUGGCAGGAUUUUGUCUUCCUAUGGCAACGUCAUGGUCAUCACCGUUAAUUUUAGAUUGGGAAUCUUAGGUUUCAUGAAACCGAGUAUCACUGAGCAUGUCUACGGUAACAACGGCCUUCUAGACCAACUAGCAGCGUUACAGUGGAUAAAAGAUAACAUAGAAGAUUUAAACGGUGACCCAAAUUCUGUGACUCUGAUGGGGCAUGGAACGGGAGCCGCGUGUGUAAACUUUCUCAUGCUAUCUCCUAUAUCUAACGGAUUAUUCCAUCGAGCGAUACUUAUGUCAGGAUCUGCGUUAUCUGAUUCAGCGAUGACAAAGGAUCCCACUCAGUACACAUUGCAAGUCGCUCAGAGUUUGGGUUGUAAUUUAAAUUCCAAGAAUAUGAUGGCAUGCUUACAAAAUAAACCACUAUCAGAAAUAAAGAAAGUACAAAUACUAGCUCGCGAAUUCGAAACAGCGUUAGGGCCAGUGGUCGCCGGUUCAUUUAUUCCAAGUGAACCAUCAAAAACAAUGGACGCGUUUCCAAAUCUUCUGAGCAAAUACCAACUGUUAAGUGGCGUCACAGAACUUGAGAGCUAUCAUGAUUUUGGUGUGAUAGAGCUCGAUCAUGGUAUUUUGGAGAAUCAAAGAGAUGAAUUCAUUACAAAGUUUGCCAAAAUAGUUUUUGAAGGAGCGGAAGAUGUGACUCUGAAGGAGGUUUUAAAACAAUACUCUCCAUCAAAAUUGGAUCCUCAACGUUGGAGUGUAGAGACAAACCGUGAUGUAAUUUUAAAUCUAUUCAGUGAUGCCCGGACCUUGGCACCUAUGAUCAGUUUCGCUAACUACCAAUCGAAGGCCAAUAGACAAUCUUAUUUUUACGUCUUUGGCCACAAUUCUGUCAGUACGGAUUAUGCACCGCUAAACAAAAGUGUUCAUGGUGAAGAAAUCCCAUACGUUCUGGGUAUUCCUCUAGGUGGGGCCAAUACACAUUUUCAUUCCGAAUACACUCAACAGGAGAAACUUCUCAGCGAGGUGAUAAUGAGGCUAUGGACAAAUUUUGUGAAAAAUGGAUCACCAAAUACACAAAGUGUGAGCGAAUAUUUCACAUUCGAUAAGAAGCUGUGGAACCAAUACAACGUGGAAUGGCCGGAGUACAAUAUUGCUCAUCAACCGUAUUUAAGAAUAGACUUGCCGCCCUCUAUAAAUAGUUUGUAUAGAUCUAACUAUACGAGCUUUUGGAUUGAAACGUUACCAAAUAAAAUGAAGAGGUUCAUUGUUGAUCCUCUUUUCGAGUUUACUCCUACACCAUCAACACACAGACCAAAACCUAGCCAUAGAAUAACAGAUCCCAUUCGAAAAAUUUGGACUCCUCAAGUAUAUAACCCACCUCACUAUAGUUCUCCAACAGCUUAUGGUAAAUUACGGCCAUAUUCACCACCUGUAUCAAAACCGGAUACUGAAUCGAUAUACCGAGAAAUACAAUUAAUAAAAACGCCAUCACGACCCAUACCGUCCGGUUUAAUGGAAAAAACUGUACACACUACUGUAAAACCAAUAACUGAAAUACCUGUUAAAACAUCUAGCGCUACUAUCACUCUUGUUGUUUCCCUUGGAAUAUUAUUUCUGGCUAUAAAUGUUGGUAUAUGCGGUGUAUUUUAUUAUAAAAAGCGAAAAUCACAAAUUAGAGAAAGAUCAUUCGAAGUUUCUAAUCAACCUCGCGCUGAAGUCGGUGAAGUGGAUGUCAUAGGGCAAAAAAGUUCAAAGGACGAUAAAAGUGCAUUACAAACCUUUAAAAAUGGUUGCAGUGUGAUCAAAUCGAUGAGUAUAACCAAAAUUCGAAGCAAUAGCAAAAAAGUGAAAAAGAAAGAAGUUUGUAAAACUCCAAAAUCUGACGAUUCUGGUGGUUUUAGAGAACGUUUUCAGCUACGAAGGCAUUUAUCUACCAGUACUCUCGAUGCUCACACUAAAGUUAGGGACUGGAUUGCAAAUGGAGUUAUGCAUAGAUGUUCCCCAAGUAUACUGAGGAAAUCUAACUCUGAAUUAAAUGACAAUUCAUUUAUAAAUACUAAGCCUUACACAAGGUCUGAAGAAUUACUUUCUGAUUCAAGAAAAAUAACAAAAGAAACUUUAAAAAUCAAUGAAUCAUUAAGUCCGAACAAUCUUUUGGGAAAAAACUAUAGUGGAAAAAACAAAACAUCAGAAAAAACAACGUCAACAUCGGCUUUAGAUUCACAUUCAUCUCUAAUUAGUAAUAAGCAAUCAACUUUAGGUAAACGAACAAAUAAAUCAAAUGAUUCUCUUAGAAGCAAAGGAACGGACAGUAUUAAGUCUAGAAAGGUUUCCGUUGCUAUCGAUGCUACACCUGCAGCUCGAACUAAUUCUAUUUUAAAGCAAGAACCAAUAGAACUUUCGAAAUCAUUUGAUGAAUCAAAACAUUCCAGUACGGAAAAUAAAUUACAGAGGUCAAAAACUGAUGGUGCAAUUAUAUCUGAAAGUAUUAAUAUCGCCGUAGGUAAAAAUGAAGUUACUAAAACUUACACUAAUGAGGUAAUAUUGGCCCUGAACCAAAAUAACGCAAUUAAAAUAUCACAUAAGCAUUCUACUUCUGACCCAGUGACAGAUGUUAAUUAUGAGGUUUUAAAAGAAAAAUUACGACGCGAAGCGGAAGUUAUUGACAUACUUCCUCCAGUUACUUUCCGAAAUGAAGUGAAUGUAACUUCGAGAGACGACAAAAUGAAAGCUGAGCCACUCUCCGCGGAAGAGGCUUUAAUGACUAUUAAAAGGAGAAAUUACCCAAAAGUGCUUCCAGAUUUGCCAAAUGCACAUAAAAGAUUGUCUCUACAAACAACCGCUUUUCAAACGUUUCGUGGGUACGUUGGAGGUGGUAGUAUUGAUAAUCAACAAGAUAGAUCAAAAGUUCCACCACAACCUCCACCGCGAACAACAACUUUGGAACGACGUCUCGCAUAUAAAAAUUCUAAGCAACUUUCUUCUUUUGACGUUUCAAACGUGAAAAAGAUUUCUGAAUCUGAUAUUUCAAAUAGGAAUUACGAGAAUAUAGAUAAUUUGUCACCUGUAACUGAUAAAAAGUCAUACAAUAAAUCAAUUGAAUCUGUUAGUAGGAGUGAUAAAUCGGGUAGUCACCGAGAAUAUCCUAAGGUGAUUAUUGCAUCUAGUGAUACACCGUGUACUCCAGAACCAACAAUUUUCAUCAAACCUUCACCUAGUCAAAUUGAAAUUCCAUCAAACGGACCAAGGGUUAGGUUACCUGAUGAUUUUCAUUCACACGCCUCGGGAUCUGUUACUUCUUUUUCUUCAUUUUAUUCUGAUGAUGAUAUAAAUGAUGAAGUUGAUGACGAAUUCCUUGAUAAUCUCGCUGAAGAUAGAUUAAUUCAGGAAUUAGUUGGUGGAGUAGAAUCACCAACAGAUAUGGAUGUUUUAGAUUCAAAAGGCCCAGAAACAAUAUUUGAAAAGAAAGUGGAAAUUGUACCAGUUAAAAUAAACACAGUACAUAUCGAUCCAAAAAGUAAAGAAAACUAUGUAUGUAUUUCAGAUUUACUUUUACCUGAUGUAAGCAGCUUGGAACAAACAGCACAAAUAAAGGCCAAUUUCAGUUUGAACAAGUUAAAGAACAGAAGUGAAAGUAUAAAUAGUCCUCCCGAAAAAGCAGUGAAAGUGAAACCAAGGAAAACAAUAAAGCCUCCGUCGAUUUUAAAUAGAGCUACAAAAGGCAGUAGCGGUAGUAGCUUUAAAAGUAAAUCUGAUUCUAGCAAAUUAGAACAUUCAAAUUCUGGUUCAUCCAAUGAUACGGAGACCAGUACAGGAACUGUACGUAAAGUUCAAUUGUAGUAAUAUUGUUUAGA
Messenger RNA from Vanessa atalanta (red admiral), 4590 nucleotides. RefSeq lists its product as uncharacterized. Lineage: Eukaryota; Metazoa; Arthropoda; Insecta; Lepidoptera; Nymphalidae. The transcript is spliced from 12 exons. Gene Ontology annotation, molecular function: neurexin family protein binding; signaling receptor activity. Gene Ontology annotation, biological process: neuron cell-cell adhesion; modulation of chemical synaptic transmission; postsynaptic membrane assembly. Bases 188 to 4576 code for a protein of 1462 amino acids. The record is from RefSeq and is a predicted model, not a curated record. Gene Ontology annotation, cellular component: cell surface; postsynaptic membrane; synapse.